AUGGCCGCUGAAGAGAUCCGAUCCGCGGCCUGCACCGGCUCCAGCCUGCUGCAGCCGGUCAGCGAGAUCACCAACCUGCCGCUGGACCAGGUGAACUUUGUGGUGUGUCAGCUCUGCGCUCUGCUGUCGGCCUUCUGGUUUCGUCUCUUCCUCCAUCCCAGUAAAACCAGUCCGUUCAUCAGACACGUGGUUGCCACUCUGCUGGGACUCUACUUCGCUCUCUUCUGCUUCGGAUGGUAUGCUCUUCACUUCCUGUUUCAGAGCGGACUCACCUACGGCAUCAUGAUCCUGACCGGAGUCGAACACAUGCACAAGUACUGCCUGCUGGUGGCGCUCAGCUACCUGAGUCUGUGUCAGAUCACUCGAGUCUACGUCUUCGACUACGGCAUGUACUCCGCCGACUUCACCGGACCGAUGAUGGUGAUCACUCAGAAAAUCACCAGCCUGGCGUUUGAAAUCCAUGACGGAAUGGCACGAAAAGAGGAACAUCUGACACCAGGACAGAAGAUUUUGGCAAUAAGGAGGAUGCCCAGUCUGCUGGAGUACUUCAGCUACAACUGUAACUUCAUGGGGAUCCUGGCGGGACCCACCUGCUCCUACAACGACUACAUCGCCUUCAUCGAGGGAGAUCCCCGUCGCCAUAGAGACCAGGAGGCCGACAGGAAGGCCAACAAGCUGAGGCAGAGCGAGCCCUCGCCAAACGUGGAGGUGGUGCGUAAAGUGGCCACUUCCUUCUUCUGCCUCCUGGUCUUUCUGUCGGUGUGUAAGGUUUUCCCCGUGGAGCGAAACAUCGACGACGACUUCAUCGCCAACACGCCGUUCUACGCUCAGGCGGUCUACCUGUACCUGUCCAUGCUGACCACCAGACCCAAGUACUACUUCGUCUGGACGCUGGCCGACGCCAUCAACAACGCUGCCGGCUUCGGCUUCAACGGCUACGACAGCGACGGCUCUCCUCGCUGGGAUCUCAUCUCCAACCUGAGGAUCCUCAACAUCGAGUUCGCUACGAGCUUCAAGGUUUUCCUCGACAACUGGAACAUCCAGACGGCUCACUGGCUCAAAAGGGUGUGUUACGAGCGAUGUCCCUACCAUCCGACAGCAGCCACCUUCAUCCUGUCGGCCAUGUGGCACGGAGCGUACCCAGGAUACUACCUCACCUUCCUCACCGGCAUCGUCAUCACACUGGCUGCCAGAGCGGUCAGACACAACGUUCGGCCGCACUUCCUGCAGUCGCCGUCCCACAAACAGGUCUAUGAUGUCAUCACGUGGGCGGCCACUCAGGUCGCCAUCUGCUACACGGUGGUGCCUUUCGUCCUGCUGUCCGUCGGCCCGUCGCUAAAGUUUUACAGGUCCUGGUGCUUCAGCCUCCAUAUUGGCUGUGUUCUGCUGGCGGUGGCGUUGCCGGUCAAACCCAGACACCUCCGCCUCAAAGACCAGCAGAACAACCUCCUCCAACAACAGCCGGUGCAGCACCACCCAGAGGUCACAGACAGCAAAUGCAGCCAGAAGAAGAAAACCACAUGA
Scomber japonicus (chub mackerel) is the source of this 1524-nucleotide messenger RNA. RefSeq names its product membrane bound O-acyltransferase domain containing 2b (gene mboat2b). Bases 1 to 1524 code for a protein of 507 amino acids. Gene Ontology annotation, molecular function: acyltransferase activity. The record is from RefSeq and is a predicted model, not a curated record. The transcript has 13 exons. Gene Ontology annotation, cellular component: membrane. NCBI's taxonomy places the organism in Eukaryota, Metazoa, Chordata, Actinopteri, Scombriformes, Scombridae. Gene Ontology annotation, biological process: lipid modification.